AUGGAACACCAUUCGCAGGCCAGUUCAGCAGCUGAGAAGAAGAAGAGAGUUGAGACCAUCGUGGCGACCAAGGGCUCAUCAGUGCGCAAUGACAUCAGCGAGAAGGCCGUGGCCUCCAGCACCACCUCAAACGAAGACGAUAGCUCAGGCACACCUUACCACCGUGAGAGGCGCAAUGCCAUCAGCUCUCGGGCCCCGGCCAGCGAGGAGCCCUCCACCUCCACAGAGGAUCGCCCAUCGCUGCUCAAGAAGGAGCUGCAUGCCUCCCUGCCCCACCUGGUCGACCAUGGCCUGCCGUACCGAGGCACGCUGUUCGCCAUGGACCCCCGCAACGGCUACCUAGAGUCGCACUACGCUGCACCACAGUUCUUCCCGACCUUCCAUCCUCCUGUGCCCAUCGACGACAGACACGCCCAGGGACGCUACAUCUACGACCCCUCCCCUGUGCCCCCCCUUCACGUGCCUCCUUCGCUGGCAGGCAGUCCGGCCUUCUCCGACAUCUCCCUCAUCCGGAUCUCGCCCCAGCGGAACCCCUCCGUGGGGGCGGAGUCGCCCUUUCACCCUCCGCACCCCUACAUCAACCCAUACAUGGACUACAUCCGCUCACUGCACAGCAGCCCCUCCAUCUCCGUUCUGUCGGCCACCCGAGGCCUCAGCCCUGCAGAUGCCCCUCACACAGGCCUGACCACAGCUGAGUACUACCAGCACAUGGCCCUGCUGGCGGGCCACCGGAGCCCGUACGCCACCGACCUGCUCCCUUCGGUGGCGUCCACAGCCGGCGCUGCCAGCGCCAGUGCACUGCACAUGGAAUACCUGCAGGCGAUGGAGAACUCUCGCUUCUCCAGCCCGCGGCUGCCAUCACGGCCCAGCAGGAAGCGGCCCCUGCCCAUCUCGCCCCUCUCCGAGCACAGCUUCGACCUGCAGACCAUGAUUCGCAACUCGCCCAACUCGCUCGUCACCAUGCUGAACAACUCGCGCUCCAGCUCCUCCACCAGCGGCUCCUACGGUCACCUCUCUGCAGGAACCAUCAGCCCGGCGUUGAGCUUCGCCUACCCUUCGACCCCGGUGGCCUUGCACAUGCACCAGCAGCUGCUCGGCCGCCAGCCGGGCCUCGUGGGAUCAGCGUUCGGCCACAGCCCCCCCCUCAUGCAUCCCACGCCGGCCUUCGCCACCCAGAGGCCCGUCCCUGGCAUCCCUCCCUCCGGGCUGAGUGCUAGCGAGCGCUCAGCCAUCUCCAACGACUCCUCGCAGACGAAACCCACGAGUGAAUCUGCAGUGAGCAGCACCGGAGACCCGAUGCACCACAAGCGCUCCAAACUGAAGCCGGAGGAGGAGAUGCCGAGCCCGGGUGCAGUCAGCGUGCAGGACCAUCCUGAUGGCAUGACCCUGGUGAAGGAGGAAGGAGACAAGGACGAGAGCAAACAGGAGCCGGAGCUGGUCUACGAGACUAACUGCCACUGGGAGAACUGCUGCCGCGAGUUCGACACACAGGAGCAGCUCGUACAACACAUCAACAACGACCACAUCCACGGGGAGAAGAAGGAGUUUGUGUGCCGGUGGGAGGAAUGCUCUCGAGAGCAGAAACCCUUCAAGGCUCAGUACAUGCUGGUGGUCCACAUGCGCAGGCAUACCGGGGAGAAGCCGCACAAGUGCACGUUCGAGGGCUGUGCAAAGGCCUACUCCCGUCUGGAAAACCUUAAGACUCACUUACGCUCCCACACUGGAGAGAAACCAUAUGUGUGUGAGCACGAGGGCUGCAACAAGGCCUUCUCCAACGCCUCCGACCGGGCAAAACAUCAGAAUCGAACACACUCCAAUGAGAAACCGUACGUGUGCAAAAUCCCCGGCUGCACCAAGCGCUACACAGACCCCAGCUCCCUGCGCAAGCACGUGAAGACGGUGCACGGGCCGGAGGCGCACGUCACCAAGAAGCAGCGUGGAGAUUACCCGCGCCCACCGCCCCAGCCGCGGGAGCCAGGGAGCAACGGCCAGGGCCGGUCGCCGGGGCAACUGCCCCUGGGCGGGUACACAGACCAAAGGGAGUACAACCACGCUACCUCAAAACAAGACGACUGUCUGCAGGUCAAGUCCAUCAAGACAGAGAAGCCAAUGACGUCUCAGCCAAGCCCUGGCGGUCAGUCUACAUGCAGCAGUGACCAGUCCCCAGUCAGCACCUAUCCCUGCAGUGGACUCCAGCUUGCUGUGAGCGCCGGACGCUCGCCAGGGGAGGGGCUGGAGGAGGACGAGGAGAGGGAGGACAACGAAGAGGUGGCAGAGGAGGAGUGCGAGUGCGAGCGGGCCCCCAUCAUGGACUCCACAGUCUCCACGGCAACCGCGGCCAUGCUGACCCUGCAGGCAAGGCGAAGUGUCGGCCGCCCCGUGCGCUGGAUGGAGCACAUGAAGAUGGAGAGGCUGAAGCAAGUGAACGGAGCCCUGCCCAGGCCGGGGCCCCUGUCCCCCACACCGCCCCCCAAAGGCUCCACUCUGCCCACCAUCCUGGGGAAGGGAUCCUGUCUGGGCAGGCAGUCGGGGGUGCCUGCUCCUCAGCCACCCAUUCAUGCUGAGCUGGGGAGCACCGAGCUAACCGUGCUCAAUUUGCUCCGGCGUGACAGCAGCGGCAGCGCGACCAGCUCGGCCUACCUGAGCAGCAGCCGCCGCUCCUCUGGCAUCUCCCCCUGCUUCUCCAGCCGGCGCUCCAGCCAGGCGUCCCAGAACGAGGGCACGACGGCAGCCGCCCACCACCGCCGCCUCCACAACCUCAGCUCCACCGACUCGUACGACCCCAUCUCCACUGAUGCCUCCCGCCGGUCCAGCGAGGCGAGCCAGUACGGAGGAGGAGGCGGGGGUGGAGGGCUCUUCUCAUAUGGGGGCUGUGGAGGUGUAGGAGGAGUGGGCUGUGGAGGAGGAGCUGGCUCCCGGGGGAUGCUCACUUUAACCCCAGCACAGCACUACCACCUGAAAGCCAAGUAUGCGGCGGCAACUGGUGGCCCACCCCCCACGCCUCUGCCCAACAUGGAGCGCAUGAGCUUGAAGACUCGCAUGGCCUUGAUGGAUGAUGGUGGGAGCAACCCCUGUUUGCCACCUCUGGUCCGGCCACAUCACUGCGGCGAAGGUACCAACGGGUACACCAACGGGUACAUGGGACACACCGGGUACAGGAGGAGGGUCCUCUAUCCUGGUGAGGGGCCGCUGAAUGGGAACCGCAGGGCCAGCGACCCAGUCCGGACGCAGGCUCCUGAUCUGUGCAAUCUGCCCCCGGUGCAACGCUUCAACAGCCUUAACAACCUCCACCCUCUUCCCCCUCUGGCUCAUCAUUCUACGCCCGAAACGCGUAACUUAAGCCUACAGAACUACACCCGCUCCGAGGGCAACCUGCAGAGAGGCCUGCAGCACUCGCCCUACACCCCCAGCAUCGCAGAGCAUGCAGCCUUAGAGGCCCUGGCCAUGGAGGAUGACAGCCAGGCUGGCCUGUUGCUCGAGGACGAGGAUAUGCUACCGGAUGACCUUGUGCAGUAUCUCCACUCGCAGGUGGAUGGCGGCUCCUACAUGCACAUCGAGGACCAAAUAGCUUCUAACCAAAGGGACGCUUCACAUCCAUCUGCGGAGGAGAUUGAACAGAUCCAGACAUCAGCGUUGAAUUUAACCUUCCCUGGGUGCCAUGGUCUCCAGCAGCAGCAGCAGCAGCAGAUGUCAGAAAGGAAGAGCCCCAGUAAGCUUCCCAUCCAGUGGAAUGAAGUGAGCUCUGGUAGUGCUGACAGGUCUCCUCAGAGGGCACCAAACCAUCACUCCCAGUGUGGAAGGUGGUCGGGCCCAGAACAGAAUGUAUCUGCACCUUUUGGGAGGUUUGGAAACAUGGUAGUUCAACAGCAAGUGCCCCUUGAUUUCCAGAACAGCUGCUCCCAAGCCAAUCAGCCCCCGAGUGCUUACAGCAGCCCGACGGUGAAGCUAGAGAAUCAGCGUAACUCCUGCAUGAGAGGAACUAGUCACAACUCCAAUAACAUCUUUGGGAGGCCGAACUUCUCACAGACCGUUGAUGAGCCUCUUCUCGAGGGCUUCAAACAGCAAGUCUCUACUGGACCUCAGAAACAGAGCCACUUCGAGCAGAACCACAACAGCAGCACCUCUUGUCAGGUUGGGAACCACCUCAACCUCAGCAGGGGCUCCAUGGACAACCUCCACAGCCUCUCCCAGGGCACCACCCUUCAGCACAGCCGGCAGGUCCAAGUCCCUCGCCCUCCGAUGAACAGUUACAGGAACAUGGUCCGGACCCAGCAGUACCUCAACGCCGAGAGCGCCAAUGAAAUCCAGGCGAGCCUCAACCAGCAGCAACAGCUGCAGAGGAGCGUGGACCACUGCUCCCUGGCACAUCAGGUGUCUGGGCUGAAGCUGGAGGCCCCAGACCACGGAUACUUAGAGCAGGUGAACGGUGACUGCCUCUCUUAUGAAGCAGCGGAUCACAAGGCGUCCUCCUUCCCUGUCCUGGAGGACCAGUGCCUGCUGGACUCCAUGGCUGAGUCAGCGAGACAAGGUGGCGGCGGUGGCAACUCGGCGGCUCUUCUCUCCCCCGGCGCCGACCAGGUGACCAGCACGGUGGGGGGCCAUGUGCCUGGUGUGCUGGACGAGGGGGUGAGCCUGGACUUUGGUGUCAUGCUGGAGGACGGCUUCGAUCAGGGCAGCUUGGUGUCGGGGGUGUUGAGUCCCUCCAUCUUUCAGGGUCUGUCCAGGACCUCGUCACGCCUGACCACGCCGCGAGCGUCCGCCACCUUCCUCAGCGUCCCCCCCGGCCUCAACAACAUGGCCAUCGGAGACAUGAGCUCUCUCCUCACCACGCUGGCCGAGGAGAGCAAGUUCCUGGCUAUCAUGCAGUAG
Limanda limanda (common dab) is the source of this 4869-nucleotide messenger RNA. RefSeq names its product GLI family zinc finger 3 (gene gli3). Gene Ontology annotation, cellular component: nucleus. NCBI's taxonomy places the organism in Eukaryota, Metazoa, Chordata, Actinopteri, Pleuronectiformes, Pleuronectidae. The record is from RefSeq and is a predicted model, not a curated record. The transcript has 14 exons. Bases 1 to 4869 code for a protein of 1622 amino acids. Gene Ontology annotation, biological process: smoothened signaling pathway; regulation of transcription by RNA polymerase II. Gene Ontology annotation, molecular function: RNA polymerase II cis-regulatory region sequence-specific DNA binding; DNA-binding transcription factor activity, RNA polymerase II-specific.